UAUUCAAUAUCUUGUGAUGUAUAUUCAAUAUCUUGUGAUGUAUAUUCGAAAUCUUGUGAUGUAUAUUCUAUAAUCUUGUGAUGUAUGUUCGAAAUCUUGUGAUGUAUAUUCGAAAUCUUGUGAUGUAUAUUCAAUAUCUUGUGAUGUAUGUUCAAAAUCUUGUGAUGUAUAUUCAAUAUCUUGUGAUGUAUAUUCGAAAUCUUGUGAUGUAUAUUCUAUAAUCUUGUGAUGUAUGUUCGAAAUCUUGUGAUGUAUAUUCGAAAUCUUGUGAUGUAUGUUCGAUAAUCUUGUGAUGUAUAUUCGAAAUCUUGUGAUGUGUGUUCUACAAUUCAGUGAUGCGUGCAAUAAAAUUGCAUGACGCAACAGAAAAGUAAGGACAAUUUUCAUUGGUUAGAAAUAACGAAAGUAGCUGAAGCGUCGGGAAAACCAUGCAGACGAGCUGAUCGCCAACCAGGAGAUCAGAAUGAUCGCAUCUGCUCCUGCCACUUUAAGGAUGGUAAGAAGGAGGGGGACCCUGCAUAUUUUGCAUGGAAUGAAGGAAAGGCCAUGGAUUUCUCUGAUCCUGAAUGUACAAAAAGGAGGAAAAAACUCAAAAGUGAGGAGUCCCUGUCAUCUUCACAGAUGGACCAGUUGCAGAUUCCACAAGCACCAAAAUGUCAAGAUCAAGAAAAAUUGAUAUCAGAGCACAACUACUCAGUAUCCUGCACAUUUAACUGUACUCAAGAAAUGCAGCGCCUCUCAACAGAAAUACAACUGGAAAAGGAAUUGCUUGCCCUAAAAAUAGAGUCUAGUAAAAGGAAGCCAAUAUCAAUCCACGAUAUUAAAUACAACAAAGAGAAGGUCUCUGAUCAGCAGGGGCAUUUUCUCUAUAUAAGAAGAAAAUGGAGACUCCCUACCCACCCGAUGUAUUUUGUCGGACAGUUUUCUGUACAUUGCAGUCACCAAUAUAUCCAAAUAUCAUCACCGGCCCAGACGUCAUUCACUCCUUUGAAUUGUGCUGGUAGCAGUAAGGUGUCAUCAUUUGAGAUGGUCACAGUAUCCAAUACACUGAAGUCACAGGACUCAAAUUUCAUACAUGUUCACAGGGUCUCUGUCAAAAUCUUUUGAGGAUUUUUCCUCUGCUAGAGCAUCCAUGGAUGCAAUUGAAACAAUCCAGGACAUCCCAACACAUAUGGAUAAUCAGGCCAUGGCCUACAGUAUGUACAAAAGUUGCAUACUUUUAAAGCAGUAACUUGCGUGCCUCCAAAUGGUGCACUUACAUUUUGCUCCAUGCUGUACCCAGGUUCUACUGUCUUCUGAUGUAGCUAUUGUAUGUCACAGCCAAGUUUUACGAAAGUUCAAAGCUGGAGACCUUAUUUUGGUGGUCAAAGGUUUCACCAUUCAUGACCAGUUGCCCCAGGGUGUCUGCUUAAUUAUAAAAGCUCUUUUAUCGACACGAGGCCAGUUUACCAUACAAGAAGCAGCACUGUGUUACAAGAUUGCUAAAGCACUUAUUCAUGUGGAAAGAGCCAACGAGAGGAUAAAGAAUUACGAGAUUCUCCGUCACAUACCAUCUACUUCCAGACCAAUCUCAACAAAAAUAUUUCAACUCUGUUCUUGUCUUGUAAACUUGCAAGCUCCACUUUUGAAAGAAAUUACUUAAAGAUACAUGUACUUAUUAUAAAUUUGCAUUGGCGUGUGACAGUAUACACUAAACAGUGAAGAUAUUCAUACCAAAGUGCAAGGGAUAAGCAAAUUUUGAUUUGUUAUCAAUGUCAAUGGUUAUAUUUGUUAACUCUGUAGUAUGUUGUAAUACAUAUACUUCAGAAAAUGAAAAUCCCUUUUGUUAGCAUGGAUUUAUUACAAGAAUGUUUGGCAAUUCCAUUCUUCAUUUGACAAUAUAAUUUGGAAGAGGGUUUACUUAUAAUUUUAAAUCUCUAGUUUAAAGUAUAUUUACCUUUAAAGCACAACUCAACAAAUUCAUGUUUUCAACAAUUUAUCUAUUAAGAAAGACCAAAAUGUUACAUUUUCACUUUGAGAAUAAC
This is a messenger RNA of Saccostrea cuccullata (small rock oyster), 2024 nucleotides long. RefSeq lists its product as uncharacterized. The record is from RefSeq and is a predicted model, not a curated record. NCBI's taxonomy places the organism in Eukaryota, Metazoa, Mollusca, Bivalvia, Ostreida, Ostreidae. Bases 355 to 1107 code for a protein of 250 amino acids. The transcript has 7 exons.